Rhopilema esculentum is the source of this 387-nucleotide messenger RNA. The record is from RefSeq and is a predicted model, not a curated record. Lineage: Eukaryota; Metazoa; Cnidaria; Scyphozoa; Rhizostomeae; Rhizostomatidae.
AUGACAACUCUCAACAGAUCCCUCAUGGAAUUAUCACUGGAUACGGAUGAGCCUAUCACAAAAUGCACUUGCAAAGGGAUGUGCAAAAGGGGUUGUCCAUGUGCAAAAGGAAGCAGCAAAUGUGGAUCACUUUGCAAAUGUAAAAGAAAUAAGUGUGCCAACCAAAAGGAGGAGGCAGCUGUUAGUGAAACAGACUUCAAGUCUUGCAGUUAUAGUGAUGGAAGCCUCUCUGAUUUUCAAAGUCUACCUUCAUCUGAGCAAUCUGACAGCAGUUUGACGGGACAUUUGCAAUGUCAUUGUACCAGCAAAUGUAAGCGAGGCUGUCCACGCCGCAAUGCUGGAGUUUACUGCCAAGAUUUCAAAUGCAGCUGUUCUUCAGAAAAAUGA